Molecule: messenger RNA, 12784 nt
Organism: Biomphalaria glabrata
Lineage: Eukaryota; Metazoa; Mollusca; Gastropoda; Planorbidae
Product: trinucleotide repeat-containing gene 6C protein-like
Exons: 13
Coding region: 416-4582 (1388 amino acids)
Biological process (GO): miRNA-mediated post-transcriptional gene silencing; positive regulation of nuclear-transcribed mRNA poly(A) tail shortening
Cellular component (GO): P-body; nucleoplasm
Molecular function (GO): nucleic acid binding; protein binding
Source: RefSeq, a predicted model, not a curated record
UUUUGCGCAUGCGUAUAGUUUACUCAAGGAACCUGACCAAGGCUUCGUAUUGAAGUAAUCGUCGGCCAUUAUUAUGGCCUAAGUGAAUGUUCAAGUUAAAAAAUAAAUACGACCGAUUUCGUCCGAAAAUGUCUUCAUACCGGUGCUAUGUAGAUAUCUUAAUCGUGCAUGUAAUUCUUUUGAAGCAGAUUCUGUGAUAUGUGCAAUGGCCAGGGUAAAGAAAGAUUGCUAAAUUAAUAAAAGGUUAGUGAUUUCCAUGUCUUCGAGUAAAGGAGUCCACCUGGAAGUAAAAGCCGGCUGUUAACAGUUGUACAAAGAUCUUUCAUUUAGCCUUGCAUUUUGGAGAAGUCCAGCAUUUUUGUUUAGAACCAAAAGUUUCUGCUAACAUCUUGAGCAUUUACCUGUUUCCUUCACAAUGCAGCAGCAAGUAAUGAAACGCAAUGCGCCAUCAGAAUUGGGCUGGGGCAGUGGAGAAGGAGGAGGUUGGGGCCAGCAAACUUCUGCUCCAGGCAGUGGAUCAUGGACAUCCACCGCCAACCAAGACAGUUCAGCUACUGCAUCUACAUGGCAACCAAUGGGCAAAUCCGACAGUGCUUCAGAUGCAGGGGAUGACUCUUCCUCUGUCAAGCCUGGAUCUGCUAUCACAAGCAUGAGCAAUAUGACAUCACAAGAAAAUUCCACAAAUAAUUCUUCUGCACUUCAGUCCAAUUCUUCUAGUCUUUGGAGUGCCAGCAAUCAAACACUCACGGGCAUGGAUUCCAGCCCAUGGGGAAACAGUGGUUCAUCUGCUGCAUCUAGCAUGUGGUCAAUUCCCUCAAGUCUUUCUUUCUCUACUAAUCCAGGCCAUAAUAAUGGUUUGCAGGGAACUAUGAUGAAUAAUUCAUCAGCAUUUAAUUCCAGUGGAACUGGUUCUUCUGGCUGGCCUUCAAGUAUGGCAAAUAACAGUUUAACAAAUACAUCUAAUCUACCUCCAAAUUUAGGUGGUAGUGGAACUGGCAAUGGUAGCAGUAGCAUUUCAUCUCAUUGGUCAGGCAGCUCAAUGCUAGGCACUAUUGGUGAUUUUUCCAAGACUGAAUGGAAUAAUCCAACUACUCCAAUUGACACAAUAAGUAAAGAAAUAGGGGGUGCAAACUCAGACCCCAGACAUUGGGGUCUUUCUUCAGACAAAUCAGGAGAUGCUCAGUGGGAUAUUAAUAAACCACAGUGGGGUAAUCCAUCACCUAGUGAUCAGAGUGCUAGCAAUACUGAACUUUCUUUUGCACAAGCUACCCUUAAAGGUCUCAAAGCCCCGACUAGUAACCCAUCUAGCCAGAGCACUAUCAGUUUACGCCAAGAAGAAAUACUUAGAGCUAUUGAAAAUCAUGAAGGUUGGGGUUCUAGGCCGAUUCGUCAGGAUACAAGUUGGGAUGUAGAAACUUCACCAAAAUCACAUCGCAAAUUUUCCACUGACAGCACUGCAGGUGCUUCUAAUGUGUGGAACAAUAGCAAUGGUACAGCAAUAUGGGAGGCUGUUAGAGAAAACCAGGCAGGUAACUGGACUGGUGGAAACAGUAGUGGUAAUACAUGGAACGCUGAAAAAGAUCAACCCAAUUGGUCUGGGCCUCCUAAACCACCACAAGAGCCAACCUGGAAUGUUGGGAACGGUAAUGAUCCCAAAGCGUUUGGUACAUGGGGAGCUGCUGGAGCAGCAGGGGAUGCUUCAAAUAAAAUGUGGGGUCAGAAAACAGAAGUGGGUUCUUGGGGAGAAAGUCCUGGUAAUCAGCGCACAACUAGCAUAUCAUCAUGGGGUGACGAUGGCGAGACAGCUGGUUGGGAAGAUCCCCAGCGAAGAGUUGGAGGUAUGCAGGGAAUGGUUCCUCCAAGUCCAGGUUUGAGUGGUCCAGUUAGCAACAUACCUAGCAUGAUUCCUCAGGCAAUGCCUGGUCUUAAUGUCUCAGCUAUUGGAAGUGAAGUUGCACCAUGGAACGACGCUCAGAAACAAGGUUGGAAUCCUAAUGUUGGCAUGAACCGUACUAAGAUGGAUGAGCCAUGGAAUAAACCUCCACCAAGAUCGGGUUGGGGUGAUCCUCAACAGGAUAAUAAAGUGGAUGAUGGAACAAGCAUUUGGGCAGCUAAUGCUCCUAAACAGAUACCUCCGCAGGUUAAGCCGUCAGGUUGGCCAGAAGGAGCUCAAGGACAAUGGAAUGCUGUUGGAACCAAGCCUAAAGCACCUGCUGGCUGGGAUGAGACUUCUUGGGCACUUGCACAGCGAGCCAAGUCAGGAAGAUUACCAGAUGAUGUUUCUGCCAAUUCUGUUGAAGUUGGAUAUUGGAAUGGUUUACCCCAAGAUAAUAGUACUUGGAACGACCCAGCAGCUCUGAGGGGUGUAAGGAAAAUAACAGGCCAGCAAAUGCCACCAAAGUACGUAAGUGGUAAUAAUAAUCCUCCUAAUCAAAUGAGAGCCAAACUUCUUCAAGAACUAAUGGACAUGGGAUACCGGAGAGAGGAAGCUCAGAAUGCUCUCAUCGUAAAUAACCUGAAUUUAAAAUUGGCUUUAAAUUACUUGAAAACUACAAAUGGUGGAAUGUCAAGGAAAGAUCUUGACAUGGAUGUAUUCCAAUCUACUCCAUCUCAAUCAAGAUUACCCUACAUGCCUCAGGCUGGAAUGGGUUCAGAUGACUUACCAGAAAUGCGCCCAGAUCAAGUGCCUCCAUUUAACAGUUUGCAGAAUACUCAAUUUCCUACUUCCCAAGUACCAAAUCAACCUUUCAUGCAGAGCAGUUUGCAAACUUCUGGAUUAAAUGCCAGUACCAGUAUUAACUCAAGCUUACAACAAAAACUUAUGGUUCAGAAAAUGCAAGCCCCACCAACACCCACUCUUGGUCCCAGGGGUCAGAUUGCUCCUGUUGGAAGUAGCUCUAACAAUCAAGCGCCUCCUCAACAGCAGCAACAGCUUCUAGAUCAACAACAAAUUCUAGACCAACUCCGCCAAGCUGUAAAUAAUGGCUUCAUAUCACCCCAGUUACUUAAUUAUCAGUUGCCACACAAUAUAUUGGUUCUUUUGCAGCAGCUAUUGCAGUUGCAAUCAGCUUUACAACGCAUGGUGGCUAAACAUCAACAGUUAACACAACAAGCUAGAGCCACUGGCUCUCAUGGUAAUGCUCAAGUUGAGCAGAUGGCUGGGAUAAUAAAUAGCAUUAAACAACAAAUCAUAACUUUACAGAAACAACUUCAACAAGCUCAAAGCUCCCUUUUCAGCACUCAGAAGCCGCCAAACAUGUCUCACCCACCUGCCCCUACUAGUUUAUUAGCAUCUCAAACUGGUCAACAGCCUCCACUUAUUGAUAAUAAUUUAACAGAUUCUCUCACCUCAGAAUUAGCUAAUGUGAGCCUUCAGCCUCAGUCUCGUCUACAAACAAAGUGGCAAUCAUCAAAUGACCCUGCCUCUGAUGGAAAUAUUGGCUCAUCUUCCACAAAUGCUGGUGAUGAGAGCAGUGAUAUGAGAGCAACAAAAAGCUUACUCCAGUCAUCAUCAUCUCCUAAUCUUAAUCUGAUUCCAGGUGGACUUGGAAUGACCGGAGACAAAACAUGGUCCACCAACUUGUCCACUACAUCUUCAAAUUGGCCUUUGUCUUCCACUGACAGUAUAGGCACUAGCGCCCAGUCAGAUCUUAAAAUGUCCAGCACAAUUACUUCAGCAUCUUCCAUUUUGGCAGGAAUGCCUUCAGGUCUUACUGAUGUUAUUCCUGAAUUUAUUCCUGGCAAACCCUGGCAAGGUCUGACCAAGAAUGUUGAAGAUGAUCCUCAUGUGACACCAGGAAGUAUUCAGCUGCAACGUUCUUUAAGUGUCAACAGAGUACAUGAUGACUCUUUAAAUAAUCUAGAUGGUCACAAGCUAAACACAAGCAAUUCUUGGGGAUCUGGUUUCAAAAAUGAUACCAGCCUAGGGUUAAGUCAAUUAGGAAACCCUGGUAACCGUCCACCUCCUGUUAUGGUUCCUAAUAAAGCUGGAAACCAACAGUGGCAGUCUGGAGGGUUUAACAGACAAGCAUCUUGGCCACAUUCUGCUAGCUCAGCAUUUACCAAAGUUGGCCCAUCUAAUUGGAAUGACAGUCGUACUGGCAUUACUGCAUGGGUUGUCCUCAAGAAUAUUGGCUCAUCAAUUGACACUUCUACUGUACGUUCCCUUUGUGCACAGCAUGGAGCACUGACAAAUUUUUACCAUGUUGCUCAAGCCCAGCUAGCACUUGUUCAGUACAGCAGCAGAGAUUCUGCUCUAAAUGCUCAACAGCGUCUCAAUAAUUUUGCUAUGGGAUCUUCUACUAUAAUGGCCGAGUUGAUAAGUGAUGCAGAAGCCCAGCGCUAUGUGGCCCAGAUUCCACAUCCUCAGGCCAAUGUUUUGCCUCCAAUGAAUACAAGUCCAUGGUCUCAAGCACCUCCUUCAGCCCCAUAUCAAAGAGGAGAUCCUUGGGGCAAUUCCAUGCCUACUAGUCAGCCCUUAUCAAAAUACAGCACUGGUGGAGAACACUGGAAUCUGUGGGACAUAUCUGACCACAAUUCUAAUCCGAUACUCAAUAAUAUCUUAGGCAGUGAAUCAAUGUAAUUAGUUAGUGUAUUAAAAGCAAAACUUUCUUCUCUGUGACUGACUGUACAUGUUUCAAGCCACAAUGUAUGUUGUUAUAAUAUGUUCUAACUUAAAGUAUUUUCAAACUCUUGUGUGUUGUUGUAUAUGUAAACAUUAUGCCACAAUUUCAUGUGAUCUCUCAGUAAUAUACCAUAUUUGUAUGCGGGUUAGGUUAUAGUACAUAAGAAUUGUCACUCAUGUACUAACUAUUGGCUUACUAAGUGUUCCAAAGGUCCCAUUUUCUGGGCACCGCUUUAAUGCAAAUCUUGACAUGCUCAUUCUGAGAAGUCCACUAUCUCACCAAUGUAAUUCUUCUUUCUUGUAAGUUGUAUUGGUAUUCCUGGUUGAACACUAUGGAUUACCAAAUGAUGUCAAAGUGAGUACUUAGCAUCAAGGUUCCCAGUCUUUCAGAAUUCCUGUGGUCUUAUGUGGUGAUGGGAUGGCCACCCCUCAACAGUACUUGAUUCAAUAUUACAGCCUUUUUUUUUUUUUUUUUUUAUUAAAUGUUUUAAUAACAGAUUUUCAGAUUUAACCUACAUGCAUUCUGACUGUUAAUUAUAUUAUUAUUAUUAUUAUUAUUGUAAAACGAUGUAUAACUCAACAUAUGUGCGUGAUGUUUAUUUAAUGAAAAAAAAUUAUACCUGCCAUUUUAUGUCAAAACAUAACUAUGACUUAUUGCACUUGUGUGCUGUAUUUAAUUUGUAAUCAGCUAAUUUUUUUAAUGCUUUUUAUGGUCUGUUUUUAAAUUAUUUUUCUUUUAAAAGUUAUUCAUUAUUUAAAAAAAAAAAAAAAAAAAAAAAUUCUCAAAUGGCAGGAUGCCUGCAACCUGUGAUAAUUUGUCUCAACGUGUGCCUGUUCUGUUAAUAUGUCUGUAUGUAGUGAGACCAAUCUUCAUGCACACUUAGUGCAAGUGAUCCUGCUUCCAUUAGCUCUGACAAAUGAUGGCUUCAUUUCCACUACUUGUUAUAUGCAACAUUUUUUUUUUGUUGGAAUGUUAAGAGGUUAUUAUAAAUGGACCCUACUGCUGUCGAUUUUUAGAAAAAAUGUAACACAGAAUUGGUGUCUUCUUAAGAGGCCUUCAUUCUCAUUCACAUUCUCAAAUUAAAGUAUCACAUUAUAUUGGGCUUUUUUUUUUUUUCUACUCCCUUCAAAAAACAAAGAAAAAAAUGUACAUUGUAUAAACUAUACAAAUUCCAGAAAUGAUAUAAAUUAAAGAUCAGCCGUGAUAUUUUAACUUUGUGCAUAUCAUGAAUAUGAUGUAUUUGAUACAUGUCCUUUGUCUCAAUGAUUUGCCAUAUUUUUCUAUUUUCAAAUGAAGCUAAUCAAAGAUGUUUAUUCUCAAUAUAUUUUCACUCUGAAGAUGACAAUGCUGCUCUCUUUCUCUUUGUAAAAAUCUUCAACUAUUUGAUCACCAUGAAACCAAUAGGCUGACUUGAAUUGUACAACUUUGUUGAUUAUGCCUUUCCAUAUUUUUUGUCACAUUUGAUAUAUAACUUCUCUGAACUAGUAUUUGCGUAUAUUCCAAAGACUUGGUCAACUCUCAAUGCUUUUGUUGUUAAAUGCUCUCUGUUGUUUUAUGAACGUUGUCUGUUGUGUGCUCGGUAGAGCUCGGUGAUUGAUCCAUGCAGUGUUCCAUUGAGUAUUAAUAAUAGUCUUAACUUUUGUCUUUAACAUUAUUGCGGCACAUAUCCGUAACUUGCCUUCAUUUGUUGAUACUCGUUCACCACUAGAGAAUAAUUUUCCCAUUUCCCUUCCAAUAACUAUUUAUUUAUUUUUCUUAAAUGCAUCUUGUUGAGCCAAGAACAGGAAAUAUUGAUCACCCUGUUAUGAUCAUUUGUUUGUAUUCUUCCUUCAUUUCUUUGUAUAUUUGUCUCUAUUAAUGCUAGAUGUUUUUUUUUAUAUAACAGAAUCACUUUAAAGGUCUGAUUCAUAGUUGGACUAAAAAUAAUAAUGUAAAAACACAAACAAAAAAAAAUUGAAAAAGACAAAAAAAAUUGCAGUGAAACAUUGGUAGCCUAACACUAUUCUACCUCUGUGUGUACUGUAUGAACAUAUCAAUCAGGUCAGAAAUCCAGAAGUAUGUUUCUAGAGGUUCCCCAUUUUUAAAAGCAUUUGCUGCUUAGAGCUCAGCACUAAAUUGUUAUGAAAUCUGUAGAUUUAUGAACAAAUUUGUGAUUGAUCUAUUCCGCCCUAUGACUAUCUUAUCUGUCAUAAUUGCAUUGAUUUAACUUGUAUUGACACAAAACUUGUAGCUUUCUUUUAAGUCACACAUAAUAAGGGCAAUAAUCAGAUUUUAAAAAUGCAUUUUGUAAUAUUAAAGCCUUUCACUCCUAUUCUCAUUGUGAACAAAUGAAAAGUGUUAAUCCCAUCCAAGGAAUUAUGUUGUUGGUAUGCUUAAAUUUUAUUGGCAGGAAUGUAAACAAAAAUGUAUUGUGUAAUAUUUGAUGUAUAUGCUCAAUAAAUUAAUAGUGUCACAUUUGGUGCAAUGUUCUCUCCACCUAGCUAACCAUAACCUUUUUACAUAGCUGCUCCCAUUCUUAGCAUUGACUUUUUGUGUUGAAAUUUUGUUUCUAUGCAUGGUGCUGAUGUGCUCAUAUCUCUAUGAACUGUAAUUGCUAACGAAUUAUAAUACUUUUAUGUUGCAAAUGAUGGAACAUCAUUUUUUCAAAGUUUUAUUGGGUGUAUAAAUAUAAAUGGAAAAAAAAUCUAUUAAUUUAUUAAAGCCCUGAUCCUAGGAUACAGAAGUGUAAAUAAAUAUGUGCUAAAGUAUUACUGAAUUACCUUUUUUUUUUUUUAAUAGAAAGAAUUUUGUGUCAUGGUGAAAGUCUUAGUAAAGUUGAAAUACUUAAACAUUAGAGGUUUGCUGAGAAAUAAAUGGGACUUUCCUGAAUAAUUUUAGCUGAUGCUUCCUAUGACAAAUUAACAGAAUUGGCUGGCGGCCUCAUCGACCUAAUGUGCAAUCUGCCGUGCCUUCUUUAAUAGAGCAGUUAUAUUUGUAAUGUAUUGAAUUAUGCCAUAGAUGAAAGUUGCCUUUGCUAGUCAUACAGUUCAAUCUGAGCUAAUAAAACAAUAAUUUGAAUCCUUUAAAUGUGUAUUUUCAAAUUGAGUUAUCACAUAAUCCGUGUUUAGAUCUGUUUGGGACAUGUGCAAAUUUAGUACUGUAACGUGGAAACCAUUCAUUGAAAUGUUUAAAGGAAGGAGUUAAGCAAGCUGUCAGUUAUUCCCUUUCCUAAUAUUGAGCUGAUAGAUCAAAACCACCAAAUAUUUCUUUACUGUGAUGGUGUUACAUUUUUGCUAACCUUCUAAACUUUUGUGCAUUCCAAAAUGUUUUUCUUAAUCACCAGAAGUAUAAUCAUAUCCUUCUUUCUCUUAAGGUCAGUAUUGCUCAGUCCUGGUUCUGUGACACCCUGUAAUAAAUCUAUAGCAUUUGAAGACCAUGACAUUUCAUGUUUCCUAUUUAUCAAGAGAUCUUGUCACCAUUCCUUCCUGCAGUAUUAUUCACUGUUUUAGGUCAUUCUUGUAUUGUCACUACUGAAGACAUGUUGAAACGUGGCUUAAUAACUAUAACACUGCUGUCCCAUACAAUUUCUUGUCAAUUGCUGGGACGGUUCCACUAUAAAAUAAACGGAGUGUCAUUUUCUUUUUUUGUUUAAACUAUAGCUGCUGUUUAUGCUGGGAUAAGUCCCAUUACAGAUUAUUGUCUUAAUACUUAUGUUACAUAACUUCAUUGUAUUACACAUUAUGAUGGCCCAAAAGCAUGUCGUAGUCAUAUCUCAUUACAAUACACAACAGUGAUUAUCAAAAUAACAUUUGGCAGCCAAUUUGAUAUUUUUCUGGACAUUUUUUUUUUCAUAUUAAAGAAUGUAUACUGUUUAUGUAAUUUUUUUUUUGUUUCCUAUUGCUUGAUGACGAAUGCUUUGUAUAUAAAUAUAUAUAUAUAUAUAUACAUACAUAUAUAUUCUAAUGUUAUGUUAAAGCUUCAGAAGCAAAAUGAAUAACUGUGAAUAGGUUUAACUUAUUAACUAGAUUGCAUUUUAACUUUCUUUUUGUAUUGGAUAAAUUUUGUGGGUUUUUUUUUUUUUUUUUUUUUUGUGAUGCUUUAAAAUUAUUUUUAUGAUAAAUUUGGUAGAACGUUACCUAUUUAUUUUGUUCAUUUACUUAAUCUUUGUAAAAUGGCUCUUCUAAAGUAACCACUGGUCAAGUCUUAUGGAUGUAACUUGUUAACCUUGGUUUAACUUUGCAUUUGCCACUAUGUAUUGUGUAAAAACCACCAAGGGCCAAUGGUAAUGUCAUGUUUGUCUUUUUUGUCAUUGUUCUCUUGUAAUUAGAUGAUUGAUUUUGUUUGCUAUGUAACAUGUUAGUUCAACUCUUUAAUCUACUGAAAUGUGUAGAGCAUUAGGUGAUAUCCCACCCAUACAAUCUUUGCCUUUUAUUUAUGCUCAUUGCCAGAUGUACCAAAUUGUAAGAACUUGAUUGCUUUAUGACUUUUUUUUUAUCUGAUGGGUUAUGCAAUAACAAAAUCCACACAUCUUUCAAAUUAGUUGAUACUCAUGACUUAGUUGAACAUGUAACUACUAGUCUUUUGCCAAGCCAAAAUGUCUGUUUUUUUUUUUUUUUUUCUCCCCCCAUUCAACGAUAAACCUCUAGGGUGCCAUUACUAUGUAGUCUGGUUGCUGAGUGGACUUGUGUGUUCUCUUCUGGAAGGAGAAACAUGUUUGUGUUGCUCUUACUUGGAAAGAUGAUAGGGUAAUUUUUAGCUGUUAAUUCUACACAGGCUUAUUUAUUAAAUUCUUAAUUUAGGCUGAGAACUGUGCUAUACAAUGAAUAGAGCAAUGUAUUUGAAGCAAAACCCAGGCAUACUUACAUUGUCAUUUCUGUUAGUGUAAUUCUUGUCUUGGUAUUGUUGCUAGCUGGAGUGACCAGAUAAUGUACAAAAUAUGGCUUGGCACAUUCAGACACAGCAUUUAGAACAAGUCUUUUUUUUUUUUUUUGCUGUGAGAUAAAUAGGCCCUUAUGUGCCUUUAAAUAUGCUACUAAAUAAUGUAUUAAAAAAAAAUUAAAAAAUCAAUAAAAAAAAAUCUGGAUAGCCAUGUGUUAACCAUAAAGACCAGUUUUGAGUGUGUGAAAAAUAUCAUUCCUACUUGCUAAUGUUGUAAAUAAUUUAUGUUUCAUACUAUAAUUGUUUUUUUUUUUUCAUUUGAAUAAUGCACCUCUUGUAGUUUAUUUGUAUUUGAUUUGAUCUAUAAUAAUUAAGUCAAUAUACACUUGUAUUCUUGCAUUUCUGUGUGCUGCUCUUUUUCAUCCUUUGUGAAGUAUUAAACAAAACCCUAAAGAUUCGCACAAUCUUCAUAUUUUUUAAGACACAGUAGUCAUGUUUAUAGAUUUUGUUCCCCAAAGGUUUGUGAAUUUCCAGAAGAAAUGGAAUGAGAAAAUUAUUGCUAUGUCUCAAUGUCACAUUAAUAGAACUUGUCAAAAUAAUGUCUGAGCUUUAAGUAGUCACUGGAGGAGGUAAAAUAAUUUGCAUUAUUUCUAAGGUCAUGGACACAACCCAAUCUCAAGACAACACCAAACCUAUUUUCAAUAUUUUUGUACUUGUUCACAUUUAAUACCAUGCAAAUGUUCUCCCAGGUUACUGCAUACAACAAUUCAUUGACACAAUUUAAAUUAAAUAUGUACAUUAAAGUGGAGAAACAAUUUUGUGGAAAUUUAGGUAAUUUUUAGUGUUUUUAUGAUUAUGAUUCUACAAUAUUAAUGUAUUUCAGUAAGCCUGGGUUAAUGUUGGCAGUUUGGUCCGCAACCUGGCUUAGUAUUAAACUGUAAACAAUUCCAAAGUCAACAUAUGGCAGCAUUGUCGUCUGCAAUUACUCAGUCUAGUCGUGAAUUCCCUUACGUAAACAUUUCUGUGUAUUUAAAGGACUUGAUAUAUGUUGACAGCUGUUUUCCUCAGCCAUGUAUCUCAACUGCCAUUGUCAUCUCAUCUCCCCCACCCUUUGUUUUAUUCAAAAUAAGUACCUAUAAUAAACUAGACAUAAAAAAAAAUAGAAUCUCUAGACAUCAUUUUUUCUUUUUAUACAUUAUGUAGGUUUUCCAUUAAUGGAUUUGUAUGUUAAAAGAAAAGCUUUGAAAAAGUAAUACCACUCUUAAAGCAAUGAAUCAAAAAUUGAAACAACUAUUCUAAAAUUGUAUGAUAGCAUUGUUCUUUAGUUUCAACUUGUAAUUCUACCAUAUUUAUAGCAGUUGUGCAAUGACAUCACUUUGAACUAAGUGGCACUUAAACAUGUACUUGAUGUGUGUCAAUGUGUGAUUAUUGAAAGUGAACUCUAUACAAUCUCUCAUGCCACUCUACACAGUUUCAUAUUUGUGGUGCAAUAAUUGUAUACUUAUGUCAUUACUUGUGUUUGCCAGUAGUCAUGAAUGAUAUGGCAUAUGUCAAAAAAAAAAAAAAAAAAAAAACAAUAAUAAUACUGAUAUUUGAUUUCUUUGUAAAUUAUCUCCUUCAAUCACAUGAUAAAAUAAAGUAUUUGCUAUGAUUGUGUUGUACCAUACAAAUAUGUUUGAAUUUCUAGUGAUAUUGUCAAGUUUGGAUGUAGUUCACAUGACAUUGGUCAUUUCCUAGGGUUAACAUAUCAAAACUUGGCUUCAAUGACAAAAAUUCACAUCAAAAGAAACAAAAGCGCACACAGCAGUAUUGUUUGGCUGCUGUUGCUGCAUCCUUCACAAAGAUGUGAUACUUAAGGGGAAGGGAGGAGGAUGUACACACAUUUGGACAUAUCUUCCAGCUAGUGCUGUAGCAAUGUUUUGUUUCAAUAAAAACAAAAACCUAAGUGCCACAUCUUUUCAAAUCACUGUUCUUGGCAUUCCCACUAAAACAAGAACAUUUUUUAAAAAAAUUAUGGUAAAUCUUUCCCAUUCAUGCAUUUGUGUACUGUUCAAUCAACUAAAGGCACAUUGCUUCCAUCAUGCGUUUUGAUCUCAGGAAAGUUUCUUUGUCUCUUCUUUAUUCGAAUAUUUUGUUAAAAAUUCCAACCGGUUAGAUAUUGUAGACAAAAUGUUUCAGGGCUAUUAGAACAACCAGAUGAACCAAUUUCCCCCCCCCCCCCCCUGGUUGUUAUAAGUAGUGGUAGGCUAUGUUAAUAACUCUUUUAGAACUAGUCAAGGAGAACAAGUUUUCUCUGUCUACUUUGUAACCUACACCUUUAAAAAAAAAACAAUAUUAUUAUGCUUGUCUGUAUAAUUGAAUUGUGUUUUUGACUUAACAUACACAAGAUAUUUAUAAGUAAUGGCUGAGCCAAGUUUAUUUAAGUUAGUAAGAUUUGUUGUUAAGUGAAAUGCUUACUGUUUGGAAAACAACAAAAAUUAACUGUCAUAAAGCCUAACACAUUAUCAUUCAAGGAAACGUUUAUUUCAUUAUUAAUGCUUUUGUACUUAUAAUAUAUAGAAUUAGAAUGGUAAUUUUAAUAAACAAUCAUUGCUGUUUGUCAAACAAUUAUUUGAACAUUUUGUGUUAAUUAUAGUUGUUUUUAAAAAAGUACUAGACUUGUGUACUGAUUUAGACUACAACUAGUUAGCAAGUAGGCAAUGAGCUAAUGGAAUCUGUUCAUCCCUUAAAGACUCUAUUUCUAUUGGCAAGUAGUUUUGUUUUAAAAUGUAUUUAUCUUUACAGUUUUGUCUGUGAUGGGUUUGAUAAAUGCAUAAGUUCUUAGAUUCAACUUAACAUUGCUCACUUUUUUUUUUUGAAAGACCUAAUCAUAAUGAAUGGCAUUCAUUUCGCCCACAUUAACGCCAGUAGCAACAGUUCCAUAGAAAGUUUGCCAGAAGCAUGCAUAAUGAAAUUGUUCCCCCCCAGGUGAUAUUUGUGUGUUGAUGGAUGUGCUGGAGUUGGUUGUUAUAUAAUGCUCAUCUGGUUCUUGUACAGUUAGUGUUGUGUUGUGCACUUAUCUCCAAAUGUUUAGCUGAAAAAAAAAAACCCAACAAAACCUUUGGAUCAGACCAGUACCUGUAUAUUUUACUUAAAUGAGUGAGGGGACUAGGGUGGGCUUGCUGAGCCCCUUUUACUAAGUUAGGAUGGGGCAGCUCGCACCAGUGGUAUUCAUUGGAUUGGUUAUCCCUUAUGUCAUGACAUGUAUAUUGUGCUCGUAGCUUGCUUUGAAUAUAAAUUCCAAAAUAAAAGUCUUUAUUCAU